Messenger RNA from Quercus robur (English oak), 2697 nucleotides. RefSeq lists its product as uncharacterized. The record is from RefSeq and is a predicted model, not a curated record. The coding region runs from base 1 to 2697 and encodes 898 amino acids. The transcript has 4 exons. Lineage: Eukaryota; Viridiplantae; Streptophyta; Magnoliopsida; Fagales; Fagaceae.
AUGACAGAAUUUCGGCCUAUCAGUUUAUGCAACGUCACGUAUAAGCUCAUCUCAAAAGUCCUUGCUAACCGUCUUAAAGCUGUCCUUCCCCAUGUGAUAGUUGAAAAUCAAAGCGCCUUUACUGCAGAUAGGCUCAUAACCGAUAAUGUCCUAGUGGCAUUUGAGCUUAUGCACUAUUUGAACCACAAAACAGAGGACAAAGACGGUUUUAUGUCUAUCAAGCUUGACAUGAGCAAGGCGUUUGAUCGGGUCGAGUGGGGUUUCAUCAAAAGAGUCAUGGAAAAAUUGGGUUUUCAUAACAAUUGGGUCUCUCUGAUCAUGCAAUGUAUCUCUUCAGUCUCUUAUUCCGUCAUCAUCAACGGAGAAGCUUUUGGCUGCAUCACUCCUACGAGGGGCCUUCGCCAAGGCGACCCUCUUUCUCCGGGGCUUUUUCUCCUGUGUGCCGAGGGCCUAUCUGCCCUUAUCCAUCAAGCCACAAGAAAUAAGGCCCUUUCUGGAAUCUCAAUCUGUAGGGGCUGCCCGCCCAUCACCCACCUUUUCUUCGCGGACGAUAGCCUUUUAUUUUGCAAGGCUAAGGUCAUGGAAUGCAAUGUAAUCAUGAGCAUCCUCGAAGUUUAUGAAUCUGCCUCUGGGCAAAAAAUAAAUCCAGAUAAGUCCUCGGUCUUCUUCAGUCCAAAUACCUCUCCUGCUGCCAGGGACGAGAUCCUAAAUUCUUUAGGACCAACGCAAGACUCCCGACACAAGAAGUAUCUCGGCCUCCCUUCCUUGAUUGGGAAAUCAAAAUCUCAAGUUUUUGCUGAAAUUAAGGAGAGAGUGGGCAAGAAACUAGUGGGAUGGAAAGGAAAACUUCUCUCCAUUGGAGGUCGAGAAAUUCUUAUCAAAGACGUAGCACAAGUGGUGCCCACGUAUACAAUGAGUUGUUUUCAACUUCCAAAAACCUUGUGUGAUGACUUGGAAAGCAUGAUGAGAAACUUUUGGUGGGGCCAAAGGAACCAUGAGUCAAAACUUGCAUGGGUUAGUUGGAAAAAGAUGUGUAAGUCCAAAUUGUAUGGUGGCAUGGGCUUCCGGAACCUCCAAGCCUUUAACCUUGCCUUACUCGCAAAGCAAGGGUGGCGGAUCCUCACUAAUCCCACUUCUUUGGUUGCAAGGGUCUAUAAAGCUAAGUACUUCCCUUUUGAGGAUGUCCUUCACUCAAGGAUUGGAAGCAACCCAAGCUACGCUUGGAGGAGCAUUUAUAAUAGUCUUCGGGUCCUAAAGGAGGGCACUCGUUGGAGGGUGGGUAAUGGUAAGCAGAUUCACAUUUGGGAAGAUAGGUGGCUCCCAACUCCAACCACCUAUAGAGUGACCUCACCUCAAUUAGAUUUUGGCAUCUUUCCAAUGGUCUCUUCUCUCAUUGAUGAGGAUACAAAAUGGUGGAGAAUGGAUUUGGUAACAAAAGAGGUUCGUUCAUUCACCGUGAAAAGCGCGUACUACAUCGCUAUGCGCAUGAUAGAUGAUCAAGAUCUUGGUUUCUGCCCAAUCUGUGAUAAGGAAAUGGAGUCUAUCCAACAUGCUUUGUUUCUUUGCUCUCAUGCCAAACUUACUUGGGCUAAUUGGCCAGAUUGCCCUGCAAGCUUUUCAUCCCCAAAUGCAUCUUUUAUGGACUCUGUUUCUAAGUUCAUUGAUUCAGGCUUGUUUGCGGAUUUGGCUCUUUUUUUCUUUGUCCUUUGGUCAAUAUGGGGGAAUAGAAAUCAAGCCAUUUUUGGGGACUCUGCACUUCCGCCAGCCAUGGUUUGGGACACCGCAAAAAGAGCCCACUUGGAUUUUGUUGACGCUAGGCUCUCCUUCCCCCCUGCUCCACCUCCUGCCCGUGCCCAUUGGACUGCUCCCCCUGCCGGCUUCUUUAAGAUUAAUGUGGACGGAGCUACUGAUGUUGGGAGUAGUAACUCUUGCAUUGGAGCUGUCAUUCGGGAUUCCUCAGGCUUCCCCAUUGGUGCUUUCAGCCUGGUUCUUUCUUCUUGCUUCCUUGCUGAAAUCACAGAAGCAUAUGCUUUGCUUCAUGAAACUAAUGAUGGCUCCCCUUCACGGAGUAGCUACAUUCAGGGGAACCAAUACGGGUUAUCUUUUAGAGACAAGCUUAUCGGUGAAAUCCCUGGGGCUUUUGCUCAAGCUUUCGACUUCACCGACCAGAUGGACACAGAGAGUGAUUCGGAUAUUGAUGAGGAGGAAACUACCAAGGAACUCCGACAGGGCAUGGUGGCUAUCAAGAUAUCCAAGGACACAAAGAGGCGCAUAAGGAAGCCCUGGUCUAAGGCUAUCAUUGUGAAGUUAGUGGGCCGGUCAGUGAGCUUCUCCUAUAUGCAGAACAAGCUUAACCAACUCUGGAAACCAGAGGGGAGAAUGGACUGCGUCGAUCUCAGCUACGGUUUCUUUUUAAUCCGGUUCUACUCUAAAGAAGAUUUAAGCGAUGUGUUAAAGAAAGAACCUUGGUUCGUGGGCGACCACUUUCUGUCCUUGCGGCCAUGGGAGCCGUUCUUCAAACCGGAUUCAGCAGAUGUGUCUUUGGUGGCUGUUUGGAUUAGGCUUUACCAACUGCCUAUUGAACUUUAUGAGGCAGAAGUCUUGAGAGAGAUUGGAGAAUCCAUUGGCAAGGUCCUUAGAGUUGACACUCAUACCACCUCGGAAGCCAGGGGUAAAUAUGCUGGUUUGAGCAAUUAG